Molecule: messenger RNA, 1729 nt
Organism: Mangifera indica (mango)
Lineage: Eukaryota; Viridiplantae; Streptophyta; Magnoliopsida; Sapindales; Anacardiaceae
Product: ACT domain-containing protein ACR9
Exons: 6
Coding region: 160-1419 (419 amino acids)
Source: RefSeq, a predicted model, not a curated record
CUCACUCUCUCUUCUCUUGCCAAUAGAAGAAAAAUAAAAUAGUUAUGUUUAAUCUCGCUGCUGUGUUGGCGCAAAUCCCUAAAUUGCCGCCCUUGUUGAGUCUCGGAACUCAGCACCUUUCAUCUGGGUGGCGCAAUUCCAUUGGUCUAGUCUAAGAGAAUGGACAUUCCCUCCGACGACGUCGUGUUAAUCCAACUUGGGAACGCCCCAGGUCAGCCCACAGAAAUCAGCGUUAAUUGCCCCGACAAGGCCGGCCUCGGCUGCGAUCUCUGUCGAAUCAUUCUCGAGUUCGGCCUCUGCAUUAUACGAGGAGACUUUUCCACAGAUGGAAGGUGGUGCUAUAUAGUGUUGUGGGUUGAGCCCAACACGAGUUCUUAUAGAGUUGAUUGGGAAAGCUUGAAGAAUCGUUUGUUAUCUGUGUGCCCUUCAUGUUUGGGUUCGUAUUAUUUUACCCAGCCUUCAAGUAAUUCCUCGCAGCCUUCUCUGUAUUUGCUCAAGUAUAGUUGCCUUGACCGCAAAGGAUUACUUCAUGAUGUUACUAAAAUUCUUAGUGAGCUUGAGUUUACAAUCCAAAGAGUUAAAGUGAUGACAACCCCGGAUGGCAGAGUGGUGGACUUGUUCUUUAUCACAGAUGGAAUGGAGCUUUUGCACACAAAAAAGAGACGGGAUGAUACUUGUGAACUUCUAAUGACUGUUUUAGGCGAGUCUUCUAUCAGCUGUGAACUUCAGUUGGCUGGGCCGGAAUAUGAAUCUCUGCAGGGUUUCUCUUCUCUCCCACCAGCAAUAGAAGAAGAAUUAUUCAACCAGCUUCCCAAUAAGGAAGACUGCUUGCAAGCACUUAGCAUGCAGACAAUGACAGUAAACACGGCCGCCAUUAUAGUGGAUAAUAAAUUAAGCCCAGCUCAUACCUUGCUACAAAUUAAGUGUGCAGAUCAAAAAGGUCUCUUUUAUGAUAUUUUGAGGACUUCAAAGGACUUAGAUAUUCAGAUCGCUUAUGGUAGAAUCUCCUCAAGUGUGAAAGGCUACCGGGAAAUGGAUCUAUUUAUUCAGCUAACAGAUGGGAAGAAAAUUGUGGAUCCCAAGCAGCAGACUGUUCUGUGUUCUCAUCUGAAGGAAGGGAUGAUUCAUCCCUUGCGGGUGAUUGUCACCAACCGAGGCCCAGAUACUGAACUCCUGGUUGCUAAUCCUGUUGAACGAUCUGGAAAGGGAAGACCCCGUGUCUUUUAUGAUGUUACAUUGGCCCUAAAGAUAUUAGGAAUAUGUAUUUUUUCGGCUGAAAUCGGAAGACACUCAACUUCAGAACGCCAGUGGGAAGUUUACAGAUUCCUUCUGGACGAAAGUCCUGAGUUACCAUUAGCAAGCACGCGAGCUAGGAGUCAGAUUACGGAUAGAGUAAGGAAAACAUUGAUGGGAUGGUGAGCUGACUGCUGAGCCGUGUUAACUUAUAUCCGCAGAAAACUGUCUCAUAUUACAUUGUAUUCCCCAGUUGCUCGCCCACACCCUCUUGGUUGUUCGUUGGCCAGAUUGAUUCUGUCUGUCUAAAGAGUGUCAGUUUGGUGUUAUGGAUUAAAAAAAUCUCUGGUCACGCAGCAAAAGGCUUCUGAUUAUUUGAGACUUUCCCAAUUUGAAGUUAUUUGACAGUUUGGCUUUUGUAGGCUCUGAAUAUUGUAACUUAGUUCCAUCUAUGUAUGUUGCUUUUCCAAUAUCAAGAUAGAAUUGUCGUUCCCAA